AUGAUGCUUCGAUUGCUGUGUUUGCUUCUAGCUCCAUUGGCAUGCUCUGCCUCUGCGGAAGCUGUCAAGUAUACCUCUUGGGACGAUGUGAGUUGGGCAAUUACUCGCAAAGAUAAAUUGGCAUUCCCCCAUCAUCAGCAGCUCUACAAUGACUACAUGGCCGCUUGCAAUCGAGAAACGAGAGGUCAGUGCCAAGCAGGUGAAGACUAUCGAUUGAGAAUGAAUAAAGAUCAACCCGGUGGUGUUUACAAUUUUACAGAGACUGGCUUUGCCAAGAUCCGUGCUCCCAAGGCGCUCUUUGAUUUGAUUAAUAACUUUUGGAUCCAGAACAAGGGCAAAGAGACGAUUGAAUGGAAAUCGGUUAAUUCCUAUCACAACAUGUGGACAUCACCGCCGCAUUUUGUGUCGAUGGAAAGUGCCGAAUUUGGAGGUGGAGACGAAUUACAACGACAAGUCUGGAAGGAAGCACGCAAAGUCUUGGAGGAAUGGACGAACCAACGAUUGUCGCCCGUAUCCAUGUACGGGGUACGAGUCUACAAGAAUGAUUCCAUUCUGGCGCCUCAUGUCGAUCGCAUGCCGUUGGUCACGUCGUGUAUUAUCAAUCUCGAACAAGAUUUGGAUGAAGAAUGGCCUCUGGAAGUCUUUGAUCAUCAAGGAAAUGCUCACAACGUGUCAAUGGUUCCUGGUGACAUGGUCCUUUACGAAUCUCAUUCCGUGAUCCAUGGACGUCCUUUCCCCAUGAGAGGACGGGCCUAUGUCAACGUGUUUUUGCAUUUUGAACCCAUCGGACCAUUGGAUGACCCGGAAAAGGCAGGACCUCAUGCCGAUGGACUCCCUCCCUACGUCAUUGCUGGAGGUCAAUGGGAUCGGGAAGCACGAAAAGUUGGAAAAUGGGAGGUGCUCGACAGUGUACCUCGGGCUAUCAACCGUGGCGAUGUGCGAGCUUUGGAAUAUAUUGCCAUGAACAUGCCAGAAAAAAUUACAAUGAAAGACUACAACGGCUGGGAACCCAUUCAUGAGGCGGCAUAUGCUGGAAAUUUGGACGCGUUGAAAUUACUCGUCGAUAAUGGAGCCAGUCUUUGGUCCCAAGUUGGAAGACCCGGGGACACCCCAGGUCCAAAUGUAUUGGGAAUUGCCCAGCUCAAUGACGAAAACAAACCAGAUUCCCCUGUCAUGGUGUAUCUCAAGGAGCAAAUGGUGGAUUCCGAAUUGUAG
Messenger RNA from Seminavis robusta, 1215 nucleotides. NCBI's taxonomy places the organism in Eukaryota, Bacillariophyta, Bacillariophyceae, Naviculales, Naviculaceae. The record is from the annotation of a GenBank genome assembly.